Magallana angulata is the source of this 3712-nucleotide messenger RNA. Its product is annotated as coiled-coil domain-containing protein 87-like. The coding region runs from base 123 to 3452 and encodes 1109 amino acids. The transcript is spliced from 32 exons. NCBI's taxonomy places the organism in Eukaryota, Metazoa, Mollusca, Bivalvia, Ostreida, Ostreidae. The record is from RefSeq and is a predicted model, not a curated record.
CUAGAGCAGUUUAAAUAUGAGGUCCUUUAAUUGUUUUAAAAAGUAUUUGUUUCAAGGAUGUGUUUUAAGUGUUCAAAUUCAUAGGUAGUAGAAUCACCUAGUAUACAGGGAGUCUUGUCAUAAUGUCGUAUCAUGGCAAAAGAAAGGGAAUUCUUAAAAAGAGUGAUGAUCAACCAAACUUUAGGUUCAAGAAGUUGGGGUUAAGUAUGCCCACCUCUGACACUACUGCCGUCAAGUUUGCAGGCUACCAUGCAGACCCGAUCCAGGUGCAGGUUCGACUGCCCAAGCGGCAACCCAUCCCAGGCAAAGACAUCAUGCCCGAACCCCCUCCGGAAAAGGAGAAAGUGCAGAAAGAGGGGGAGAUGUAUCCCUUAAAAUGGCCCGCUUACACACACAGUGAUGUUGAGAAGAAAAUCAAGGGUGUUUUAGAGCCGCUGUCUUUAUUUACAACUUAUGGGGAUGAAGAAGAUGCUGAAGGAAAACCUAAAGUUGAACUUGAAAGACCCAAUACUCCCAUCAAUGAAGAAAUCCGACAGCAACCAUCUAGUUUAGAACAACUGGCCAAAUUUGUGCGGAGAAGAAUUAAAGCUAGACCAGAUGAUCCAUAUCUGUCCAUUGACGAUCAACAAAAUCUGGCUGGAAUUCUAAUGGGUGAAAUCAAUUUGAUAUGGCCAGAAAUUAGGAGACAAAUAGAUGACCCAUUUUUGAGUCCAGAACAAAACAAAGAACUAAACAGGAGAAUAGCUGUACACAUUGUUACUGUCUGUGAAGAACUGUUCAAUCACUACACCAAAAAGGCACAAGUUUUAAAUCAGAGAGGCAUUUUCAGUGGUCCAGCAAACAUGAGCAGACUUAAAGCCCAGUUAGCUUUGGAUGCAAAUAAAUUUUUCAAUAUUUUGACAAUUCGGAGAUACAUUGUGGAGGAUAUUCGUAAACAGGACAAAGAGGGAGAUACUGGGGAGGAUGUCGUCUAUUCAGCCAAACCAGAAAAACCAGUACGAACCAAGUCAGAUGUUCCAGUUCUGUCCUUCAAAGGGAUGAUACAGACAAGCCGUCCUAAGUCUAAAGUAAAGCGGUUCAGGUUUCAUACUCCAGAGCAAGAAGCAAAGCAGAUUGUGGAGAACAUGCCCUCUCUGGACACAUAUAAAGUUCUUGGUCUCCUAACAGACCUCCCCGAAAGAGACCUAAGGACACCUUCAGAAGCCUCAGAAGGGAAAGCUUCUAGAAUCUCUGACAGGGAAUUGCAAACCUCAGGAGUAUCAAAGGAAGAUCUUUCAAGAAGAAAGGUGUUGUUAAAGCGAUCUCGGUCCCUGCCCGAUAUCCAGUUUGGGGAGACGCUUCUUGAGGAGCUUGGUAUUGACCGCUCCAUCAAAAAGGACAUCCUUGCUCAGUAUGAAAUUGACAUCCUCAAGCGGCAAAUGGCUCAACAGAAACUACAGCAGAAGAAGGAGAAGAUUGUAGUUGACACAAGUAAAAAGCCACAGCCUGGAACGCGGGAGUAUGCUGCUGAGGAUUUACAGCGCCUCGUGAGGCGUCCUCAGGACACCGAGGACCCCAAAAUAAAGGAGGACCUGCCACCAUUGCUACAGGCCAUCACAAGGAGUGCCAAACAUGAUGGCCUGAAAGAGAGAUUAGAGCAGAGGAUGAGAGAACUCGAAGAGAGAGAAAGAAGGGACAUCCAAGAACAGAGUGUUAAGAUCCGAGAGCCCACCCACCCCCAGCCAGCAACCGUCAGUGCCAGACUCCCAGGGAUGGAGGUCAGAGCAUCAGAUAUCCGAGUUUCAGAGCGGGUUUGCAUGUCAUCAAUCACCAUCGAUGGAUAUACCACUGUAUACAAUGAACUCACUGAUGAGAUUGAUCCAGCCACUGUUAAAAACCUGGACAAGAAUCUGUUCCUCAGUGAUGAAAUCAAGGAAGUAUACAGGGAAAUCAUGAAGACAGUGCCCACUGAUCAUCUCCGACUGGAUGAUGAUGAAAUGGUACAGAAAGCUGCUGAGGAUGUGAAUCUAUCAGGCACCAUGGCCUCCUCCACACUGGCAAAGAGGCCCAGCCAGAGGGUCAUCAAUCCCGCCCUCAACAGAGGUCAAAAGGCCCCCUGGGGGGAAAUGGACCCAAAACAAUGGGUCAGAACUCCUCAUAAUCCUCCAAAGAAUUUCUUGGGUGAAGAUACAUUUAGUCCAACUACUCCAAAUAUGGAUAAGAUUCACGACUUCAUGCACAAUCCUCGGAAAAUGGCGCAGAUGAAGGAGCAGACAGAAAACAUGCCUAAGUUUGUGGCAGAGAAGAUGUCCAGGACGUACGCCUCGUGGCUACAGUGGUGGCGGAGUACCAUCACCAGCGACGAUUACAUGAAAUACCUGUCCACCACGGAGUCAGAUUACAUGGGUGUGGUGUUUCAUUUCUAUGACUCUGAGGAUGAGGAUGAGGAGGAAGAUGAGGAACCUACGCCUCGCUUCAAUUUACCAAGAAUGGGAAUGUCUCCAUUUAAACCUCACUCCAGAGCAGGGGGUCAACCCAGCAAACUGGCAGAACUGAAAUCACCAACUUUAAGUAGUAAAUCAUGCAGGGAGAGAGAGAAGAAGAUUGAAGAACUGAAACAAGAGAAAACUAGAUAUGAAGAAGGGAUGUGGAAUGUAAAUGCUGUACUUAUGGGUGGACUAGGAAAAGACCCGAUCAUUGCAGAGGCGCAAGAUGAUGAUGAUGCCUCCUCAACAAGGAAGAAGUCAGCAGACACCACUAAAUCUGCCAAAACUCUCCAGGAGAGAAUGGCAGCAAGGCACUCUGCAAAACUGGAGAAGGCUGGCAGGGAAGUUGCUAUGACCUCUCGGGCCUCGAAAGUGACCACUGUAACAGGAACCAUCAGUAAACUAGAGACAGAUCGCACGGAAGAGAGUGGAGAUGUAGAGUUGACCCCCCAGGAGAGAUUGGAGAAGGUCUGGAAUGCCCUGGAGAUGCCAGAUAACCUAAAGCUGGACAUGGCCAUCAAAUACAGCACCAACGAGUACUAUGUCAAACUGUUUGAGGCCAUUGAACGUUGGGAGAAGGUCACAGAGCUGAUACUGAAGAGAGAAGACCUGCUGGCAAAGCUUGAAAAGUUCGAGAGGGCGGCCUCAGACCCAAACAGGUUCUUUGAAAAAGGUAACAAAGGAAGCUCGGUGAAAAGAUUGCAAGAAGCGAAACAAAGGAGUUAUUUAUACAAGAGAAUAGAAUAUUAUGACCAGGAGAUUAAAGUGGAAUUAAAUUUUAUAAAGAAGCAUUUUAAGGAUGAAGUCUCAUAUAAAGGCCGUCCAUAUGAAGAGAAAAUAAAAUGGGAUAGGAUUGAGAUGUUGUAUUGGCUGCAGGAAGAAAGGAAGAGCAGCGCCAUCCGAUACGAGUCCAUGAUGAGGCCAUUCCAGGUGGGCACUGCCCAGUUAGAGCCCAUCCCAAAUCUUCCACAGGAAGGAGUGGUAUAACCAUUAAUGCCCAUUCCAAAUCAGAGUGGUUCUGUGUAUAAUAAAAAAAAACCAAGCCCAUGGGACAGGAGAUUUUACAUAUUGUCCUUUAUUAUAUCUGUGAUGAAUAUUGUACCAAACACUAUAGCUGCUUUUUGAUGGUCUGUGAUAUUAAAUAAUAUGAACACACUUUUAUCCGUAUUUGAUAGUAGUGUAUAUGCAUCUGAUGUUUAAAUGCUGGAAUAUUUACACAUGAUAAAUAAACCUUUUUAUGUGCAGAG